UCCUAAAAUACAAACUCUGGAAUCUCUCUCCAAUCCCAACUCGCGCCAUUAACUCACUGAGCCAACCCGCCUCUAAAUCCCAUACCCUAGCAGCCUUCCCCCCAUGGAGAUCGACUCCGCGGUGGAGCCACCGCCACAACAACAUCCGAGCACCGCCGAAGCCCCCCCCGAGAGCGUAAACCAGACACAAUCUCCAUCCGGUUCGAUGGGGAUAGAGGAGAGUUACGGAGCGGCGGCGGCGAGGUUUGAUGAUGACGAGGAAGAGGAGGGGGAUGUUUGCAGGAUAUGUAGGAAUCCAGGAGAUGCGGAGAAUCCGUUACGGUAUCCUUGCGCUUGCAGUGGUAGUAUUAAGUUUGUUCACCAGGAUUGUCUCCUUCAGUGGCUCAAUCAUAGUAAUGCUCGCCAAUGCGAGGUUUGCAAACAUCCAUUUUCUUUCUCUCCUGUUUAUUCUGAGAAUGCCCCGGCAAGGCUUCCUUUUCAGGAGUUUGUAGUAGGGAUGGCAAUGAAGACUUGCCAUGUUCUGCAAUUCUUUUUGCGUCUCAGUUUCGUGCUUUCUGUCUGGCUUCUAAUUAUACCCUUCAUAACGUUUUGGAUAUGGAGGUUGGCUUUUGUGAGGAGUUUUGUUGAAGCCCAGAGAUUAUUCUUAAGUCAUAUCUCCACUACUGUUAUUCUUACCGAUUGUCUGCAUGGGUUCCUGCUUUCUGCGAGUAUUGUUUUCAUUUUUCUUGGUGCAACUUCUUUAAGAGAUUAUUUUAGGCAUUUAAGAGAGCUUGGAGGACAGGAUGCUGAGAGAGAAGAUGAUGGAGACCAAAAUGGUGCCCGUGCUGCAAGACAACAACCAGGACAGGCUAAUAGAAAUGUUGCUGGUGAGGCAAACGCUGAAGAUGCUGGUGGAGCACAAGGAAUUGCUGGGGGUGGUCAAAUAAUCCAAAGGAAUGUGGAGAAUGUUGCUGCUCGAUGGGAGAUGCAGGCAGCUCGUCUCGAGGCUCAUGUUGAGCAGAUGUUUGAUGGUUUAGAUGAUGCUGAUGGUGCAGAGGAUGUGCCCUUUGAUGAGCUUGUGGGCAUGCAGGGUCCUGUUUUCCAUUUAGUUGAAAAUGCAUUCACUGUUUUGGCUAGCAAUAUGAUAUUCCUUGGUGCUGUAAUCUUCGUGCCAUUUUCAUUGGGACGGAUUAUCCUAUACUACAUAUCAUGGCUUUUCUCUUUUGCAAGUGUUCCUGUGCUGUCAACAGUCAUGCCUCUUACUGAUACUGCCCUCUCCUUAGCAAAUAUCACCUUGAAGAAUGCAUUAACUGCUGUUGCAAAUUUGACAUCUGAAGGUGAAGACAGUGGGGUUCUUGGUGAGGUUGCAGACAUGUUAAAUGCAAAUGUCAGUGGACUAAAUGAAGUUGCAAAUAACUUAAGCAGUCCACUUUCUUCAGAUCUCCUAAAAGGGGCAAGUGUUGGCACAUCACGGCUUUCUGAUGUCACAACUCUUGCUAUUGGAUACAUGUUUAUAUUCUCUUUAGUCUUCUUCUAUCUUGGUAUUAUUGCUUUAAUUCGGUACACUAGGGGUGAACCUUUGACUAUGGGGAGAUUUUAUGGUAUUGCUUCUAUAGCAGAGACAAUUCCAUCCCUCUUCAGGCAGUUCUUGGCAGCCAUGAGACACUUGAUGACCAUGAUUAAGGUUGCCUUCCUUCUGGUUAUCGAACUUGGGGUGUUUCCUUUGAUGUGUGGAUGGUGGUUGGAUGUUUGUACCAUAAGGAUGUUUGGAAAGUCUAUGGCUCAAAGGGUUCAAUUCUUCGUGAUUUCUCCUUUAGCAAGCUCAUUAGUUCAUUGGGUUGUAGGAAUUGUUUACAUGUUACAUAUAAGCAUUUUCGUGAGCCUUCUUCGUGGGGUUUUGCGUCAAGGGGUUUUGUAUUUUCUUCGAGAUCCAGCAGAUCCUAACUACAACCCGUUCCGUGAUUUAAUUGAUGAUCCUGUGCACAAGCAUGCUCGCAGAGUUUUAUUGUCUGUUGCUGUUUAUGGAAGUCUAAUUGUGAUGCUUGUAUUCUUACCCGUUAAACUUGCUAUGAGAAUGGCACCUUCUAUUUUUCCACUGGACAUAUUGGUAUCCGACCCAUUUACUGAAAUUCCGGCUGACAUGCUUCUCUUUCAAAUCUGCAUCCCAUUUGCCAUUGAACAUUUUAAGUUGCGGACCACAAUCAAGUCCCUUCUCCACUACUGGUUUACGGCAGUUGGCUGGGCACUUGGCUUAACAGAUUUCAUACUGCCUGGACCUGAGGACAGUGGUGUUCAAGACAAUGGAAACGCGGAGCAAGGAAGACAGGAUAGACUACAGGUAGCUCAACUCGGUGGACAGGAUCGGGCUGUAGUGGCCCUUGCAGCCGCAGAUGACCAAAACAGGACCACUCUUACAGCAGGAAGUUCUGCGGAGGAGGAUGAUAGUGAUGAACAAUCUGAUUCAGAUAGGUACAGCUUUGCUCUUCGUAUCGUCCUCUUGCUGGUGGUGGCAUGGAUGUCUUUACUUAUCUUCAACUCCGUGUUGAUAGUUGUUCCGAUAUCACUUGGGCGUGCUCUUUUCAAUGCCAUUCCUCUUCUGCCAAUAACUCAUGGCAUCAAGUGCAACGAUCUUUAUGCUUUUGUAAUUGGAAGUUAUGUCAUUUGGACGGCUUUAGCUGGAGCAAGAUACUCCAUUGAGCAAAUUAGAACCAAGAGGGCAACAGUGUUGUUUAGCCAAGUAUGGAAGUGGUGUAGCAUUGUUCUUAAGAGCUUGGCUCUUUUGUCAAUAUGGAUCUUUGUUAUCCCAGUGUUGAUUGGGCUUCUCUUUGAGCUUUUGGUAAUUGUGCCAUUGCGGGUGCCUGUAGAUGAAAGCCCAGUUUUCCUUUUGUAUCAGGAUUGGGCAUUGGGGCUCAUCUUUCUUAAGAUCUGUACUCGGCUGGUUAUGUUGGACCAGGUGAUGCCACUGGUGGAUGAAAGUUGGCGAACGAAAUUUGAAAGGGUGAGAGAAGAUGGUUUCUCAAGGCUGCAAUGCCUUUGGGUACUGCAGGAGAUUGUGUUCCCAAUAAUAAUGAAGCUGCUAACAGCCUUGUGCGUACCUUAUGUCUUAGCAAGAGGAGUAUUUCCUGUGCUUGGGUACCCUAUGGCAGUAAACUCAGCAGUGUACCGAUUUGCAUGGCUGGGAUGUCUCUGCUUCAGCCUGCUGUGCUUUUGUGCCAAGAGAUUCCAUGUCUGGUUCACCAACCUUCACAAUUCAAUUCGUGAUGAUCGCUAUCUCAUUGGACGCAAGCUACAUAACUAUGGGGAGGAUCUAGGAGAGGAGCAAAAUGAGGCAGGGACUUCCUCCGAAGCACAAAAUUCAAAUUCACAGGACACUGGUUUGAUUCGAGAAGCUGAUGUGGGAAUUAGACAAAGACGUGCUAAUCGACAGGAAGCUUAAUUUAUGUACAAGUUUUGAUGUUUCUGAGGCCAGUACCAGUAAUGGGAUGCAUGGCCUAAUUAUAUGUCUAUAGGAUGUACCAUUGGGAGUCUUAGGAAUUGUGAUCGUUGCUUUAUAGUUGUUUUUUGUGCAUAUAUUAUACAAUGUUAGAUUAGAAAUUAGAAGAGAACACCAAAGCGUUUUAAUUUUAAUGAGAUCCCUUUUGCUGCUUUUUCUCCUUA
Molecule: messenger RNA, 3636 nt
Organism: Populus trichocarpa (black cottonwood)
Lineage: Eukaryota; Viridiplantae; Streptophyta; Magnoliopsida; Malpighiales; Salicaceae
Product: probable E3 ubiquitin ligase SUD1
Exons: 9
Coding region: 104-3415 (1103 amino acids)
Cellular component (GO): endoplasmic reticulum membrane
Molecular function (GO): zinc ion binding
Source: RefSeq, a predicted model, not a curated record